GCAUAUACAUGGUAGUAAACUGUGUAAACAGUUUUGUUUAUACACUUACACAAAAAGAAGAAAAAGAAGCCGUAUCUUUGUGGUAUAGACACAAGCUGCACUUUCAGGCCAUGGGUAUGCAUGGAUCCCGGCUUCAGAACCAAGCACAAGUUUUGAUUCUGGGCCUGGAUGGAUCAGGAAAGACCACUCUGCUCUACAAACUGAAGUACAAUGAAAGUGUCAUGACCAUGCCAACUGUGGGCUUCAACGUGGAGAUACUGGAGACAGACAGAAGCACCCCAAACCUGACGGUGUGGGAUGUGGGGGGCCAGAAGAAGAUGAGGCCCCACUGGAGGCAUUACUAUACUGAUACAGCCGGGCUGGUGUUUGUGGUGGACAGCUGGGAUCAGAAGCGGCUAGCCGAGGCCCGUAAGGAACUGAAUCAGGUCUUGAGGUUUGAGACUCUCAGAGGAGUUCCUCUGGUGGUCCUCGCCAACAAACAGGACCUUCCAGGGGCUCUGAGCCCAGAUACACUUAAACUGAAACUGGACUUGAGAAGAGUGUGUGAUGGCAGAGCCUGGUUCAUCCAGGCCUGUUCAGCCACCACUGGGAUGGGACUGGAGGAAGGUUUCAGGAGGCUAGUCUAUCUGAUGAAGACUCCACUGAAACAGACUCAAGAGGACAUUAAAGUUAAGAUGAGGUCUAAGGGCUUCAGUAUCCAAGCUGUGAAACAAGUCCUGCUCUGCAGCUGAUGGAUGGAAGAAGGUUAAUUCAUGCUACAUCUACUGCCAUGACUUAUCAGUAAAUGGCCUUGAUGUAAGAUCUACCAGAUCAGAUGAGAGGAAUGUGACAUUAACACAGUGAUUAGUUAAUCUCUGGGGAAGAAAGAACUUUUACUGAUUCAUUACAGUGUCUUUGGACAGUGAUGAUGAACCACAAGGAUUCUGUGAGCAAGCUUAGGUAAUCAGGGCAGUUUUCAGAAAAGGAGAUAUCAGUGUUUGAGACAAUUCUGUCUAAUGGUGCACACACACACACAAACUGCCUGAUAACAGCAUAUAGUCUUGUUUCUGUGGCUCAAAGAAUGUUUUCC
Monopterus albus (swamp eel) is the source of this 1069-nucleotide messenger RNA. RefSeq names its product ADP-ribosylation factor-like protein 14. The record is from RefSeq and is a predicted model, not a curated record. Gene Ontology annotation, molecular function: GTP binding; GTPase activity. NCBI's taxonomy places the organism in Eukaryota, Metazoa, Chordata, Actinopteri, Synbranchiformes, Synbranchidae. The coding region runs from base 9 to 731 and encodes 240 amino acids. The transcript has 2 exons.